Racocetra persica is the source of this 210-nucleotide messenger RNA. NCBI's taxonomy places the organism in Eukaryota, Fungi, Glomeromycota, Glomeromycetes, Diversisporales, Gigasporaceae. The record is from the annotation of a GenBank genome assembly.
AUGGUGGAUGCAAGCAAAUGGUUAGAUGAAAAGAUUCCGGAAGAUCAAAGAGCACAAGCGACAUGUCUUCAUAUUUAUGUAACAUGUCAAAGUGGUCAUAACUCCUACAAUUAUAAUUGUGGUCAUUGCCAAAAUCCACCCGCUUCUAAAUGUCCAAUUUACAAAUUCAUUUAUGCUAUUUUGGACGGAGAGUUAAAUCUUAAUAGCUUU